Messenger RNA from Geodia barretti, 927 nucleotides. Lineage: Eukaryota; Metazoa; Porifera; Demospongiae; Tetractinellida; Geodiidae. The record is from the annotation of a GenBank genome assembly.
AUGCCAAAGGUAGCUGCCGACCAGUACGUGACCAAAGUUCGCAAACCGGACGACAUCGACCGGUUCUGGGACGAUGUGCUGGCCGAAACCGCCAAGAUUGACCUGGAACCGGAGGUGGUAUAUGACCCCCUCCGGUCGACGGCGCGCAUCGACGUUUACGAGGUCUUUUUCACCAGCCUGGAUCGUGUGCGUAUUGCCGGCUGGUACGCCGUCCCCCGCCAGCGCGAAGGCCGGCUGCCCGGGUUGAUCCAGGUCCCUGGGUACAACAUGGAGCCCCCGGUGCCCAAGAACUGGGCCGCCAGGGGGUAUGCCGCGUUCAGCGUCGCUCCCCGCGGAAAGCUGCGGAGCAACCGCCAGUUCAACCCCGGUUAUCCUGGCCUGUUGACCUACGGGAUGGUGGACCGGAACACCUACUCCUACCGGGGCUUUUACAUGGACGCCUGUCGGGCGGUGGAUUUCCUCCUGGGGCGGGAUGAAGUCAAUGGCGCCCGCAUCGGCAUCACCGGACACAGCCAGGGCGGCGGACUGACCGUGUCCACGGCGGCGCUGCGCCCCGAAAUCACGGCGGCGGCGGCGGGCGCGCCGUACCUCUGCGGCUACAUGGAUGCCAUCGAGUUGACCGACGCCUACCCGUACCAGGAGAUCGCAGACUAUCUGCGGCUCAACCCGGACAGCCGGCAACAGGUGGAGGACACCCUCGCCUACUUCGAUGGCAUCAACCUGGCCCACCGGAUCACCUGUCCGAUCAUCGUCAGCGUGGGCCUGCAGGACAGCACCUGCCCGCCGGAGACGGGCUACGCGAUGUUCAACGCCAUCGCCAGCUCCGACAAGCAGAUUUACGGCUACGACGGGCAUGGUCACGACGCCAACAACCACGAACACGCGGCCGUGGUGGACGCGUUUUUGGCGAAACACCUCCAACACUGA